Molecule: messenger RNA, 1047 nt
Organism: Cladophialophora yegresii CBS 114405
Lineage: Eukaryota; Fungi; Ascomycota; Eurotiomycetes; Chaetothyriales; Herpotrichiellaceae
Product: ribokinase
Exons: 1
Coding region: 1-1047 (348 amino acids)
Biological process (GO): D-ribose metabolic process
Molecular function (GO): ribokinase activity
Source: RefSeq, a predicted model, not a curated record
AUGACUCCGAAACAGAAGAUAUGCGUCAUUGGCUCGUUGAACAUCGACUUUGUUACAUCAACACCCCGUAUACCUGGCCCUGGAGAAACCCUCACUGCAACGUCUAUGACAGUGCAUCCUGGUGGUAAGGGUGCAAACCAAGCUGUUGCAUGCGGGAAGGCUGCAUUCACCGCCCCAGGCUCCCGAGAUGUUGCUGUUGAAAUGAUCGGCGCGGUAGGAGCAGAUGACCCAUACUAUUCCUCUUUGCUGAAACCGACACUGGAGAAUAGUGGCGUCAGUACGACUAAUAUUAAGGAGGUAAAUGGUGACCAAACGGGUACCGCUACGAUACUGGUUGAUGAAGGAUCGAGCGGGGAAAACAGAAUUCUGGUCGUCCCGGGAGCCAACGCUACAGCCACGGAUGCCCAAGCGCUAUGCGCCACCGCUAUGAAGCACCAAGUACCGGACGUCGUGGUUAUGCAAGGGGAGAUACCUCGGAAGACCGUUUUAGAAUUGCUCGAGAUGUUUAACUCAAGCGACCUCCAGACUUGUGUGGUUUUCAACCCGGCGCCAAUGUUCCCUGAUGGCAUCACGCUCGAAGCACUGAAGAAUCUUGCCGUGCUGGUCGUCAAUGAGACGGAGUGCCGGCAACUCUUUGCCUCGAGCAAGAGGCUUGAUAGCGGCAAAGUCUCUGGCAACAAAGACGAGCCCAUGGACGUCGCCGAAUUGGAACGGCUGACGACGUCUCUGCAUGAAAAAGCCAAAAUCAGUAUCAUUCUCGUGACGCUUGGUGCUCGUGGUGUCUAUUUUUCACAUUCUACCAAGACAGCAGGUGGUAUCGACAGGGGACUGGUCUCAGCUUUGAAAGUGGAUCGAGUUGUGGACACAACAGCGGCCGGUGAUUCUUUCGUGGGAUAUUUUGCAACGGCGCUUGCACGACAUCUUGCGCAGGCAACGAGCCUAAACGAUUUCAAUGUCAAGCAGGCGGCCACGACCGCGAACCAGGCCGCAGCGAAGUGCGUACGGAAGAGUGGAGCAAUGGGGAGUAUACCAUUCGGCUACGAGUAG